AGAUAAUUGGGCCUCCGCAAUUACCCGCUACCCAGGGGAGAGAGAGGCAGUCUCAGCUCAGCUCCCGCAUCGCUAACUCCCUACCCCCACCACAUCUCUACCUCUCUACCUCUCUUCACCGAUCAUCUCUAAUUAUACACACAAAUCUCUCGAGAGAGUCCGCUCUGUCUCUACGUAGUCACAACAACAGACCCGAGGAGGGAGAUAAUGUACUAGGAGAGUGGAGAAACAAAGACCGUGGGAGACAACCUUGAGAGCGGGAGGUAGUGGAACAGCCAUGUUCGCGAUAAUGCAAGUCGAGACCGAAGAGAGGAGGGAGUUCAGGAAGAGGAUGAGGGCCAAGUGCGAGUUCGUCUGCAAGUACUGCCAGAGGCGCUUCACCAAGCCCUACAACCUCAUGAUCCACGAGCGCUCCCACAAGGACGACGUCACCUUCACCUGCGAGGUCUGCGGCAAGACCUUCAAGCGCCAGGACAACCUCAAGCAGCACAGAUGUGGUUGGCGGUAGUGCAGAGGGAUCAGAGAGCCGGCCCAAAUCUAUCGCACACUGACAAUCCACAGCCCGAACUGCAGAACUGGAUACAUGUCUAGGUUAUAACAUAACUAUUCAACUAUUACACCUAAUUACACUAUUAUUUAUUAUUAAAAAAAACCUAGUAACCUUCAUUGUAAUAAUUGUAAUACUAAAAAAAAAAUGUAUAACUCUUGUACUAUUUACUACUAAGACUUCUCAAGACGUUUUCUUUAGUUAAAAUGAUCUUAGAGAUUUUACUAUUUAAAGUCAUCUAGUCUCACAGGACAUCUAAUGCAGAGACUUCUCUUCUAAGAAAUGCGACUCGUUUCCAUUUGUCGGAACUUUCGUCUUUUCAAAUGUGUAAAUAAUCCUAUCUUAUUUAUAUCGUGCUUUACUAGAUUACCAUUUUUGAAAUAAAAAAAAUAUAUAAAAUAAAAAAUCGUUAUUAAUUUUGUUUUCGGAACACCAUUUGUUCAUAUGUACUGAAAUUAUUUUUUUAUAUUUAAGAACAGCGAUUUUAUAGAAAUGUUGCAAUUAUAUAGAAAC
Molecule: messenger RNA, 1060 nt
Organism: Nezara viridula (southern green stink bug)
Lineage: Eukaryota; Metazoa; Arthropoda; Insecta; Hemiptera; Pentatomidae
Source: the annotation of a GenBank genome assembly